This is a messenger RNA of Hypomesus transpacificus, 1161 nucleotides long. RefSeq names its product immunoglobulin lambda-1 light chain-like. NCBI's taxonomy places the organism in Eukaryota, Metazoa, Chordata, Actinopteri, Osmeriformes, Osmeridae. Bases 47 to 631 code for a protein of 194 amino acids. The record is from RefSeq and is a predicted model, not a curated record. The transcript has 5 exons.
AGAGAGAGCAUAUGAAAAGUUUGGACCAACAUCGAAGAUAGAGAACAUGCUGGGCAAUUAUCUCAACAAACAGAGGAUUAAAGCAAGGUGGACACGUGACAUGAGCCAACUUAAAGGUAUGGGGCAUUUCACUGUGAACUACGUCUUUGGUCCUGGCACUAGACUUUACGUUACUGACAAAAAUGUAAAAGAACCACAAGUGACGUCCUAUCAAGCUCCCAAGAACCAAACAAAUAAGAGGACAACCCUGCUGUGUCAGGCCAGAGACAUGUUCCCAGACUUGGUGACAUUUUCAUGGAAGAUGGAGAGAGAAGAUGGCCGGUUAGUGGAGGUGCCUGAAGCAGAGAGAGAAGAGCUGGAGCAGAGGGAGGACGGGAGAGUGACUAGUAUGAUUAUCAUCAAGAACGAAGAGGUUGAAUCUAAAAAGUACAGCUGUACUGUAAAGCAUGAAGUGGCUGUUGCUGACAUUACAAAAAAACUCUUGCAGUCCAUGUGCAGUGUGAACCUGGUCUCUCUGGUUUACACAGUGAUGAUAGUGAAGAGCUUGGUGUACUGCUGUGGGCUCUCCCUCUUGCUGCUCCUCAGGGACAACAAGGGAAGUCCACCACACACCCAGAGAAAUGUUCUCUAAACUCUACAGGUAGUGAAAAAUUGCAUUCCUACUAAAGCAGAUUUGUCCAUAUCUUGCCUGUUGACUUUUGGGAUAGGGUGGAAGUAGGACAUAGAGAAAUGGGUAUACACGAAUAAUUGUGCACGUUGAGUAGUCUUCUGGCAUUAUAGAAAAAUAAGUAGUGGGAACAAAGUGUUGGAGGUAUUAGGAAACAGUCUUGAUCAUCUAAGUGGACUCAUUGGGUUCUUGUGUUAAAAUGUUAUACUUCUGUAUUUUUUAAGAAAUAUGAUUAAAAAUACAUUUUAUGGGCUAUUAUAUGUAGACAAAUUGAUCAUUUGUAUACAUUUGUAUUUGUAAUUUAUAUUUUUUACUAAAACCAAUACUUUUUGGAAUGAAUUUACAUUGGGUAUCCCAUCACCCUAUUAAUUAACAUUACUUCACAUCUCAAAUGCUGUAAAUGAUUUAAUGUACAAUAUUUAAAUGGUAUACAUUGUUUGUAUAUGUCAAAGAAAGUAUUAACAUUUUAAAUAAAGCUCUGUGUUCAUUUAGCA